AUGGAAAGGGUUUACGUUCGUAGUCGCCAAUGUCUAAGAGGUCGACGAUGUCGGCCGGCACCGAUGGAUAGUGCAGCUGGUUGGCGUUUUUGUUCCUUUUUCCGAGCUCCAACAAAGGCUCGAAAAGCUGGCUGCGUUGAAAGUAUACGGUACUGGGUGAUGGGAGGAAUCUUGUCCUCAUUCUAUCUACAUAUUUCAGUCAAACAGAUCGAUGAUCCUCCGGAGCUUCUAGAUCGCACACGACCACCUGAAUAUGAUAAUGACAAAGGCCAUCGUCGACCAUCCUACGAGACCAACGAAAUCCAUGAAUCUGAUGAUGAAAGCGAAAGUGAAGAAUUGGAUAUGAUCUAUGGAACGGCAGCCCCAAUACGAGUGGAUCAUAGGCUGGAAGAAGCACGGCGACGCCAUUCAAAACGUAAAUGUAAAGGGUGGUGUUAUCGUGGUGGAAAUUGUACUGUCGAUAUUGAUGAGAUCACUUAUGAGCUCAGAUCGGUGAACUGCCAUUGCCCACACGGUUAUUGGGGCAACCGAUGUGAGCUGCACUUUGUUGCUCGUCUAUUCGCACCGGUCAAAGGAAAUGUCGACGUGGAAAAGUCAGGUGUCUCGGCGUUCGCAUUUAUCAUUCUCAUGCUGAUCGUCUCCAUUGGACUGAUUUUCUAUACGUACAGGAAGUUAGCUCGCCGUAAUACGGCAAUCGAUUCGUCUACCCUUCCAUCACUUAAUUAUCAUCUCCGACGUCAGUCAGUUUCGUUUCAAACAAUGCCUACAUCUGUCAACGCCUCACCUACUAACAGUACUGCCAGCACUGCCCGUAGUGCUUUAACCCAGUUGAAUUGUCGUACACCGUUUUCGCCGUUUUUCAAAAGUUACAGCCAUAUAUCUGGAGAUUCUCGUAACUCAAUAAACGAUCUCACUCCUUCACUGAAUAUGGCGUUUGAGCGACUCUCGACAAGCUCCGUCACUUCAGAGUUUCAUUCGGAUUUAUCGAAAACCGAUUCGAAAAAAAAACAACAGUUAAACAAGAAGCCUGCACCAUCGCUAGUAAGAUCGGAUUAUGUUAUGACAAAUCAAGGCCAUGGUUACGACGACGAACUUCGACCAGUGACUAAAUCAUCUGAUUACCUUAUGGAUCAAAUCCAUCUGGAAAAACGAACUCCAACUGAAAUCAAGGAGGAGUUGAAUCGGGAAGAUCUGAAACCUUCGCCAGUGGAUGAGCCGUUACGAUCAGUCGAACCAUGUCCAUCCGAGUAUCAGUUGGCUGCUUUGAAUGACCAACUGGUUGGAUUCCUCUUUGCGAUCAUCAAAAUCAAAUUUCAAUCAUCAAUUCGUUGUAGUGCUCUUCCCAACUCCCACUCGAUUGCCCAGCCAGCUUCCCAAGCUACGUGCUCUGUGUAA
Messenger RNA from Haemonchus placei, 1395 nucleotides. Lineage: Eukaryota; Metazoa; Nematoda; Chromadorea; Rhabditida; Trichostrongylidae. The record is from the annotation of a GenBank genome assembly.